This is a messenger RNA of Suricata suricatta (meerkat), 2323 nucleotides long. RefSeq names its product cystathionine beta-synthase (gene CBS). Gene Ontology annotation, cellular component: cytoplasm. The transcript has 17 exons. Lineage: Eukaryota; Metazoa; Chordata; Mammalia; Carnivora; Herpestidae. The record is from RefSeq and is a predicted model, not a curated record. Bases 80 to 1810 code for a protein of 576 amino acids. Gene Ontology annotation, molecular function: cysteine synthase activity; cystathionine beta-synthase activity.
CCGUCCCUGUGUGUGGCACUCACCACAGAAGCCCUUUGUACAACUUGGUGUUUUGUUUUCAUGUCUGCAUUGUGAAAAGAUGCCACAGUCAGAUCCAGGCAUGCCUUCCGAGACACCGCAGGCGAAAACGGGGUCUGCAGGGUGCCCCCGCCUCUCAGGGGCACACCUGGGGAAAGGGAGCCUGGAGGAGGGGCCUCCGGGGGACAAAGAAGCCAAGGAGCGCCUGUGGAUCCGUCCUGAUGCCCCCAGCAGGUGUUCCUGGCAGCUGGGCAGGCCGGUCACGGAUUCCCCGCAUUACCACACUGCCUUGACAAAAUCCCCCAAAAUCUUGCCAGAUAUCCUGAAGAAAAUUGGGGACACCCCCAUGGUGAGAAUCAGUAAGAUCGGGAAGAAGUUUGGUCUCAAGUGUGAGCUCCUGGCCAAGUGUGAGUUCUUCAACGCGGGCGGGAGCGUGAAGGACCGUAUCAGCCUGCGCAUGAUCGAGGACGCCGAGCGGGCAGGGACCCUGAAGCCUGGGGACACUGUCAUAGAGCCGACGUCCGGGAACACAGGGAUCGGGCUGGCCCUGGCUGCCGCCGUGAAGGGUUACCGCUGCGUCAUCGUGAUGCCGGAGAAGAUGAGCACGGAGAAGGUGGAUGUGCUGCGGGCCCUGGGGGCCGAGAUCGUGAGGACACCCACCACCGCCAGAUUUGACUCCCCGGAGUCCCACGUGGGGGUCGCCUGGAGGCUACGGAACGAGAUCCCCAAUUCUCACAUCCUGGACCAGUACCGCAACGCCAGCAACCCGCUCGCUCACUACGACACCACCGCCGAGGAGAUCCUGGAGCAGUGUGACGGGCAGUUGGACAUGCUGGUGGCCUCGGCGGGCACGGGCGGCACCAUCACGGGCAUCGCCAGGAAGCUGAAGGAGAAAUGCCCAGGGUGCAAAAUCAUCGGGGUGGACCCCGAGGGCUCCAUCCUCGCGGAGCCCGAGGAGCUGAACCAGACGGAGCAGACGGUCUACGAGGUAGAAGGCAUCGGCUACGACUUCAUUCCCACGGUGCUGGACCGCACGGUGGUGGACAAGUGGUUCAAGAGCAACGACGAGGAGGCCUUUGCCUUCGCCCGGAUGCUGAUCGCACAGGAGGGCCUGCUGUGCGGUGGCAGUGCCGGCAGCGCCAUGUCCGUGGCCGUGAAGGCUGCCCGCGAGCUGAAGGAGGGCCAGCGCUGCGUGGUGAUUCUGCCGGACUCCGUGCGCAACUACAUGUCCAAGUUCCUGAGCGACAGAUGGAUGCUGCAGAAGGGCUUCCUGAAGGAGGAGGACUUGAGCGUGGCGAAGCCGUGGUGGUGGCACCUCCAAGUUCAGGAGCUGAGCCUGUCGGCCCCGCUGACAGUGCUGCCCACGGUCACGUGCCAGCACACCAUCGAGAUCCUCCGUGACAAGGGCUUUGACCAGGUGCCCGUGGUCGACGAAUCGGGGGCGAUCCUGGGCAUGGUGACGCUGGGGAACAUGCUGUCGUCCCUGCUCGCUGGGAAGGUUCAGCCGUCAGACCAAGUUCAGAAAGUCCUCUGUAAGCAGUUCAAACAGAUCCGCCUGACCGACCCGCUGGGCGGGCUCUCGCGCAUCCUGGAGACGGACCACUUCGCCCUGGUGGUCCACGAGCAGAUCCAGUACCACAGCACCGGGACGUCCACUAAGAGGCAGGUGGUGUUCGGGGUCGUCACUGCCAUCGACUUGCUGCACUUCGUGGCCGCUCAGGAGCACGACCGGAAGCCCAGGUCAGGCAGCACCGAGGAGCCCAGAGCUGCCGGGGCCGCCGCGCAGCCGUGACCGCCCCGCGUUCGCACAGGGGCCACACGCGUGGCUGCUGGGUGUCGCCGCGCGGCGGGGCGGGAGCGGGUGCCGGGAGCUCAGCCCGGGGCCGCCCAGCCUUCCCUUGGUUAACACCCGGCCACCCCGGUGAGUCUGUGCAUGGGGUGUUGGACUCGAUGCGUCUUCUCUUUGCUUCUAAAACGCUUCAACGAGAAAAUCCCACCGAACGGAGCUCCGCCAGGCGGGUGAGCCCUGCAGCACAUGCUGGGAGCAGGGUGGAUAAAAGCAGAAGAAAGUGCCUUUCUGGAGAAGAAUCCAGAAUGGGGAGCAGCAGAAAGGCGGGCGGGGGAAGCAGGGUGUCUAGAGCCCCUCACUCGGCGCUGGGGGCUGCCUAGAGGGACUCCACACUUGGGGGUUGCUUAAUUGAGGUGAAAUUCGCAGAACCUUAAGUUCUCGGGGCGCCCGGGGGGCUCAGUCGGUUGAGCGUCCGACUUCGGCUCAGGUCACGAUCUCACUAUUCAUGAGUUCGAG